Paramuricea clavata is the source of this 432-nucleotide messenger RNA. NCBI's taxonomy places the organism in Eukaryota, Metazoa, Cnidaria, Anthozoa, Malacalcyonacea, Plexauridae. The record is from the annotation of a GenBank genome assembly.
AUGGACAAUGAUGACCCACCUACCGACAUUUUUAAAGGUAUGCGUAUCAUUUUAACACAAAAUAGAGACAAAAAAAAUGGGGUAGUCAAUGGGCAACCAGGUAUUAUUCUAAUGAUGAAAGGCAUGACGAUCCUUAUAAAAUUACCCAAUGGUAAAACUGUAUCUGUCUACCCUGUUUCAACGGUGAACAACGAAGCAGACCAAGACGGUAGCGAGACAAUUACAAAAUGCUUCCCAUUUGUGCCAGGAUAUGCUAUCACCAUUUGCAAAUCGCAUGGCCAAACACUUGAAAAUGUUGUUGUCUGGUUUGACACUACUAACAUUGGCCAAGGUGGAGCAUAUGUAGCUUUGUCACGUGUUAAAACUCUAGAAAGCAUCAAGUUCCUAACACCACUGCUAAUGUCACAUUUUCAUCCAGUUGCAUCACAAUAG